Panthera uncia (snow leopard) is the source of this 2160-nucleotide messenger RNA. It is a transcript of the gene DAO, whose product is annotated as D-amino acid oxidase. The record is from RefSeq and is a predicted model, not a curated record. Gene Ontology annotation, molecular function: D-amino-acid oxidase activity; FAD binding. The transcript is spliced from 11 exons. NCBI's taxonomy places the organism in Eukaryota, Metazoa, Chordata, Mammalia, Carnivora, Felidae. The coding region runs from base 814 to 1857 and encodes 347 amino acids.
CCUAUCCAAACUGUUUCAUUUGAUGCAAGAUAGGGAAGGGGAGGUUGGAUCUUCAAAGCUGACCCAAAGGAUGCCUUACUCAGGGGUGGCUAGUCCCUCUCUCAGGGCCUCAGUUUCCCCAUCCACAUAGUGAGGCGCCUGAUGAUUUUUUGGUUCCAGUAACUGCAGCUCCAGGUCUAGCCCUGGCAGAGGAGGGACCUGGAGUCCUGCCGCCCGUGUCUCUGGGAUACGGGAACAAAGAGCCACCCAAACAGGCGUUGCCUUGAGUCUCUCCUUGGCCUCAUGCACCCAGCAUUCCAGAAUGGCAUUAGGCUGGCCGGCUGGCCCCUGGAGCCCCUGUCCCGUAUCUCUGGCCUCCCCCGCAGGGCUCCCAGGCUGACCAGGCCCACAGCGGCUCAGGGAACAACCUUCCCCUCCCCCAGGGUGGCAGCAGGAAGAGGGAAGAAAGAGGAUCGUCUCCAGCUGGCCCAGGAGACAGACCUCCUUGUCCCCAUCAGCCCUGCCGCCCUCCCUCCCCACCGAGGGCUGUCCGCAGGGGCUUGGGAUCGGCCAGAAAAGUCAGGCAACUUUUCAGGGACCAGAAGGAGGGGAGGGGAGGGGAGUCUCCCAGCCUGUGAGAAGCAACAGCGCCAAGCCCUACCCCUCGCUGUGUCCUGUCCACAAGUCCAGACUUUGACCCUGAGCUUCAGUCCCCGUUGGCGGGCAGAGGGCUGAGGACAGGACGCCUCAGAAUCAGGAGACUCCUCUCAGGAGGUAAAAUCCUGCGCCCAGCUGUCUCCUUUCUUCAGAAGUUUGGCAAUCCAGGCCGGCACGAUGCGCGUGGUAGUGAUCGGAGCGGGUGUCAUCGGGCUGUCCACCGCCCUCUGCAUCCACGAGCGCUACCGAUCAGUCCUGCCAUCCCUGGACAUGAGGGUCUACGCAGAUCGCUUCACCCCGCUCACCAACACCGACGUGGCGGCCGGCCUCUGUCAGCCCUACCUCUCGGACCCCAGAAACCCACAGGAGGCGGACUGGAACCAGCAGACCUUCGACCAUCUCCUGAGCCGCGUCCAUUCUCCCAACGCCGCAAACGUGGGCCUGGCCCUAGUCUCAGGCUACAACCUCUUCCAUGAAGCUAUUCCGGAUCCCUCGUGGAAGAACACAGUUCUGGGAUUUCGGACGCUGACUCCCAGAGACCUGGACAUGUUCCCUGAUUACAGCUACGGCUGGUUCAACACAAGCCUGAUUGUGGAAGGGAGGAGGUAUCUACAGUGGCUGACUGAAAGGUUAACUGAGAGGGGAGUGAAAUUCUUCCAGAAGAAGGUGGAGUCUUUUGAGGAGGUAGCAAGAGGAGGUGCCGAUGUAAUUAUCAACUGCACCGGGGUGUGGGCUGGGUCAUUGCAACCGGACCCCCUGCUGCAGCCAGGCCGGGGACAGAUCAUUAAGGUGGAUGCCCCUUGGAUGAAGCACUUCAUUAUCACCCAUGACCCAGAGAAAGGCAUCUACAAGUCCCCGUACAUCAUCCCAGGGAUCCAGGCAGUGACUCUUGGAGGCAUCUUUCAGCUGGGGAACUGGAGCGAGGUAAACAACAUCCAGGACCACAACACCAUCUGGGAAGGCUGCUGCAGACUGGAGCCCACACUGCAGGAUGCAAAAAUUGUUGCUGAGUUGACUGGCCUCCGGCCAGUACGCCCCCAGAUUCGGCUAGAAAGAGAACAACUUCGUUUUGCAUCUUCAAACACAGAGGUCAUCCACAACUAUGGCCAUGGAGGCUACGGGCUCACUAUCCACUGGGGCUGUGCCCUGGAGGCAGCCAAGCUCUUUGGGAAAGUUCUGGAAGAAAGGAAGUUGCUCAAGAUGCCGCCACCUCACCUCUGAAAACACCAGUAACCGCCACCUCCCCAAGGACUCCCCGCUCCCCUCGGCCAACCAGUGUAUCCCCCUCUAAGCUGUCUCUUCUCCACUUCAGCCCUGGCUCCUUUCUGUAAGAAGUACCAGAGGAGAGGAAGAUCACAAGGCCCAUUUCUGGAGGCGAGUCCAUCCCUAUCUGGGGCUCCCUUUGAUCACUGGGGUCUCUCCACCCACUCUGGGCCUGACGGUCUGAAGAGCAGUUGGGGGCCAUUAUACUGCAAGUCCUUAGAAGAAAGGAAAUCUCAGAAAAUCGAAGGGGCGGAGGGCCUG